AUGACACAAAUGUCUAGUAUUACUCAGAAAUAUCAGCUAUCUGUAGUGUCAGGUGGGAGACCUAUCUUACCAGGUAUCAAUAAUGCUACCUCCUGUCAAAAGAAUAUCUCUGUAUUGGUCCAUGAUCAACAAGGUAUAAUAGUUCCAUUUAAUAAUCAAAUUAGAAUAUAUUCUCUCGAGACUAGACAAUGUAUCAAGACACUGAAAUAUGCUAAUAGUCCCGUCUUAUCGACUAUCUUUGAUAACAAAAAAUUGAGUCAAAAGAUUUAUAUUGUUGGCAUUAUGUUAGGUGAUAUUACUGUAAAGGAUGAAAAUUUAAGACAAAAGGAAAAAUUAAUUACUAUUUUCACAAAUUUUGGUCAAGUUAUUGUACUAAAUUAUAAAGGUAAAUUAAUUGAUUCUCCAAAAUUAUAUCAAUUAGAAUUAGAUUCAGAAAAGGAUGAAUCUUUAUUGAAAGUAUUUGAUAAUGGUAAAGAAUUAAAAAUUAUGACAACUUUAUCUAGUAACGGAUCUUUAUUUGAUUAUAAAUUAUCAAGUUUAAAAUUUCCUGAAAUUUCUACUUCUUCAUUGACUGAGACUGUUAAAUUAACCGAAUCAGAAAUUUUUACUAAUAUUGUAUUAUCUGCUUGGUCGAAGGAUGAAAAUGUUUUCACUUUACUUUACAAAGAUAUUAAUGAUAAUAAUCAAAGACAUAUUCUUGUUCAAUCUAUUUUCAGUAAAUCAAUGAAAAAAGAUAUUGCAUUAGAAUCCGUUUUACAUGUAUCUCAAAAUACAAAAAAUAAUCAAAAUGUUAACUCAAGAUUUGUUUCCACUAUGGCUAUAGAUAAUUCUGCAUCUCAAUUAGCAUUAGGAUUUGCAUCAGGUGUUAUUAGUAUUAUAAAUUUAUCAGAUUUACAAAAUAGAUUACUUAAAUGGCAUAUUGAUUCUGUUUUAUCUUUAUGUUUCACAGAUGAUGGUUCCUAUUUAUUAUCUGGUGGUUGGGAAAAAGUUUUAUUAUUUUGGCAAUUAUCUACAAAUACUCAACAAUUUUUACCACGUUUAAAUGGUGUUGUUGUUGAUAUUCAAAAUGAAGGAAAAUUUUAUACUUUAUCUUUACAAAUGACAGAAAAUCAAUCUAGUUCUGAUUAUGAAUUAAUUGUAUUAAAUUCAGCUGAUUUAACUUCAAAAUUAUCAGUGACAGGUCCUUUACCAAUAUUUAAUUCUCCAAUAAGAGAUACUACACAUCCAACUUCAGUUAUUAAAUCAAAUACUCAAAUUAAUGUCUCAAAGAAGAAACAUAAGAGAAAGUUAUUAAAAUCUGCAAGACAAGAUUUUACCACUAUUAUUGAAAUGAAUCCUCAAACAAAACAAUUAUACAUCCCACAUUUAUCUACAUUACAAACAUUUGAUUUCUAUAAGAAUGAACAAACAUGUUUACAAUUCUUAACUGAUGGUAUGAAUAAUACAAUGGGUAAAGUUAGAGAAGAAUUAAGUAUCCGUGACCCUGAAGUUCAAAAUAUCAAAAUUACUAAUGAUGGUAAUUGGUUAAUUAGUUAUGAAGUUGAUUUCCCACCAGAGGAUUUAAUGUCAUCCAAGGAUAUCUCUCAUAUCUUAAAAUUCUGGACUCACGAUGAAACUGAUCCAAAUCAAUGGGUCCUAAGGACAAAAGUAUUAAAUCCACAUGGUCGCAGUACUCCAAUUACAAACAUCAAAGUAGCACCAAUAUCUGUUGAUAAUGGUGUCGGUUGCAUAACUACAGAUAAUAAUGGUGGUAUGAAAUAUUGGGCAUUUGAUUCAAUGGAAAAGAAUUGGUGCUUAAAGAAAUUAUUGAUACCAAAUUUCACUAAUUUUAGUAAUUCUGUAUCAUUAGGUUGGUCAAGAGAUGGUAGCUUAAUUUUCCAUGGAUUUGAUGAUAAAUUACAAAUUAUUGAUUUUGAUAAUUUCAAAAGAGUAGAUUUAAAUAUUAAUGAUACUGAUAACAAUGAUUUAACUAUGACAGGUGAAUUUACAAUGGAUUCUGAAAUUCAAGCAGUUAAGAUGAUCGGUGAAAAGAAUUUAAUAAUAGCUACUAAGACAAGUCUAAAUGUGAUAGAUUUAUUAUUAGGAAAGAUUAUUAAUGGAUUUGAUUUAUACCCUUACGUUAAUGGUGUGUAUAAGAAUGGUCAUUUGGAUAGAUUGAUCAGUUGUGACGAUAAGAGUGAAAAGAUGGCUAUUGUGAUCAAUGAACAAGUUAAAGAUACCAAUGGAAAGAAUACAUUAGAUUAUAAAUCACAUAUUAUUAUAUUCAAUUCUGAUUUAACACAACAAUUGGAUGCUUUUACACAUGACGAAUACAUUUCAUGGAUCAGUUGGAAUCAUGAUACAGAUUUCAUCUUUGUUGAUAUUCAAUCUAGAUUUGGUAUUGUAGGUACUACAGUGAACACAGAGAUGGCUGAUGAAGCUAACAGAGAAGAUAUAUUGGACGGAAUAGCGAAUAAUAAUAUCAACAAUACCAAUAGCAUCAAUAAUAAUAAUACUAAUAACAAUUCAAGUAUUAUCGAACCAUCAUCUGAACAAACCACAUCAACUUCAGACUCAUAUUUGAAUAAAUUAAAAGAAUUAUCACGCAAGAAGACUAAUAUAAAUAUAAACGGGGAACCAAAGUCCAGCGAAUUAAACGGCGAUGCUAUGGAAAUCGAAGAAGAAAUUAUUAGUGGGAACCGUAAGAGUGAUAAAGGUAUCAAUAUGAACAGUUUCACAAACAUGUUUGAGAACAUCCAGAAUGUUCCAAUGGAGACCCUAUUCGAUAGUGUCAUGAAAGCAUUAUCAUAG
This is a messenger RNA of Maudiozyma saulgeensis, 2790 nucleotides long. The record is from the annotation of a GenBank genome assembly. NCBI's taxonomy places the organism in Eukaryota, Fungi, Ascomycota, Saccharomycetes, Saccharomycetales, Saccharomycetaceae.